This is a messenger RNA of Westerdykella ornata, 672 nucleotides long. RefSeq lists its product as uncharacterized. Lineage: Eukaryota; Fungi; Ascomycota; Dothideomycetes; Pleosporales; Sporormiaceae. The transcript is spliced from 3 exons. Bases 1 to 672 code for a protein of 223 amino acids. The record is from RefSeq and is a predicted model, not a curated record.
AUGAACCACGCCUCAGAAAUCUCCCAACCAACAGAAGACCCCAACGACCCCUUCGACACCCUCCUCACUCUCGAAGACACCCUCUACACGUCCGCCUACGCCCAAGGAAUCCGCGACGGCGCCCGCGCCGGCCGCAUUGAAGGCCGCAUCUUCGGCCUCGAGAAGGGGUUCGAGAAAUUCGCUUCAUUGGGCGUUUUGCAUGGGCGGGCGAGCGUGUGGGGUGCGAGAUUGCCGAAAGCGUCGUCGUCUUCAACGUCUCCGGGAGUGAAAGAGCAACCCACCGAUGGUGAAUCCGAAACUGCAAGAAAUCUACAAAUCGAAGACCAAGACGAUACCAUUAAACCCGUUCUCCCUCUGAUAGAAUCCCCCAACACCCGCCUCCACCGGAACGUCCACCUACUUUACCAUCUGACGGACCCCUUAACCUUCGACACCUCCAAUACCGAAGACGCAGUCGCCGACUUCGAUGACCGGUUCAAACGCGCCAGUGCAAAAGCUAAAAUCAUCGAGAGAAGUAUCGGGGAGCAUAUAAUCCCGACCGAAGAUGGAGGAGGGGAUGACAGUCCAAAGAAGGGGCUCAAGAGGCCUGUUAGAAUGACGAAGGAGGGAGGUGGGAGAGGGAGGGAUGCGGAUAACAUGGAGGAUUUUGCGGGAUCGAGAUUGUUGCGUUGA